This is a messenger RNA of Xiphophorus couchianus (Monterrey platyfish), 4378 nucleotides long. It is a transcript of the gene cax1, whose product is annotated as cation/H+ exchanger protein 1. The record is from RefSeq and is a predicted model, not a curated record. Gene Ontology annotation, molecular function: calcium:proton antiporter activity. The transcript is spliced from 20 exons. Gene Ontology annotation, biological process: calcium ion transmembrane transport; intracellular calcium ion homeostasis. Lineage: Eukaryota; Metazoa; Chordata; Actinopteri; Cyprinodontiformes; Poeciliidae. The coding region runs from base 82 to 2430 and encodes 782 amino acids. Gene Ontology annotation, cellular component: membrane; endomembrane system.
UGUCAGUAAUGAGACGCCGGUUGGCAUAAGGAGGAGACCAAACACUGAGAGCUCAUUUGGAGAGUGGAAAAAACACACGAAAUGUCAUUUAAAACGCUUUCAUUGCUGUCUGGAGAUGUCGACAACCUUCGGAAAAGAUCAGUGGCUGGAUCAACAGAAAACUGUUGCGAUCCUGAGAAUCAUCAGCAGUUUGCACGGCUGCAGAUCCAGCCUGAGAGGCUGUUUGUUGGGCCCCAUCAUCCAGAUGUGGGAGCACUGGCGACCCCCUCCCCCGACGGUUCUGUUCAUCACUUCUGCCAGUUCACGCCAAAAUGCCUGCUUGCCGUCUCCAGAGGAACACAUGGGAACUCUCCCCUAAGGCAUGGAGAGGAAGGAUGGCAUGAUGGCACCUUGAGGACGACCAUCAGAGUCGACAAUGAAGUGGAAGCACACAGAGAGGCCAACAACUACAAGUUUGGAUUUAGAAAAUGGAAGGGCAAUGUGACAGAGAAACCAAUCGAAGACCGAUCUGACAUCGACAAAGAACUGCACACCGACCUCAGCAUUGUGAAGAACACUGAAGCUCCAGUGGUCAGCGUUGGAAACAUAGUGUAUGUGUUUUUAUUUGGCUGGUGGAUCUCCUUAAUCUACCUGCUCAUUUGUCCUGUGAUGUUUCUGACUGUCUUUGGUGUCCCUUAUGGUAAAGUCUGUUUAAAGUUGGCCUGGUAUAUAAUUUGGCCAUUUGGAAAAUCUGUACAAAGGGCUUGUCAUUUAGUUGACAUGUCUGCCGUGAAGCCGACAAACUGCGACAUUGUUCCACAAGAGCAUAAGGAUCUGGUUGGGGACAAAGACUGUGCACCUCUUCUGGUGUCCUCCCCCCUCCCUAUUAAGAUCCCCGUUCCAACUCUUCCUCCAAGAAAAACCAGAAAGCACUGGUGCCGCGUCAGCACUUUCCUUUGGUUGUUGCUGGGUUACCCUGUACUGGCUGUGGUCCAUUGCCUCGCAUUUGUCCUGUCCUGGCUUCCAGUCUUCACCAUCCCCAUUGCAAAGAUGAACAGCCGCAUCCUAACCACUGUUCUCCUCAUGGCCCCAGAAGACAUCGAGAUCCAUUCAGUGGACAAGAAGGACGCGUGUGAGACAAGAGUUGUCUUGUACUGUUAUCAGGCCUUCAAUGUGUAUUACUACAAAUACACAGUCCAAGGGAUCAACAUCUUUGCUCUCAACUUGCUACCUUUGGUAUUCGUGACUGUAAUCGCUGGCUACACUGACCGAGAGCAUGAAUACUUCAGUACAGAGACCAUGUUUACAAUAGCCAUCGUGUCCAUAAUUCCCCUGUCCUACUAUAUUGGCAUGGGAAUUGCAAGCAUUUCUGCACAGAGUAACUUCGCAGUGGGGGCCGUAGUCAACGCAACGUUUGGUUCCAUCACAGAGAUGACCUUCUACAUCACGGCGCUGCUUCGGGGGCAUCGCGCCGGCAGUAAUUGUUACGAGGAGAUCGUCAAAUCUGCACUGGCUGGCACUCUGAUUGGGUGCAUUCUGUUCAUACCUGGUAUUUGUAUGACUAUUGGAGGAAUCAAACACAGUGAGCAGAGAUUUAACAGUCGCUCGGCCGGAGUGAGCUCAGCUUUGCUCUUCAUAUCCAUUGGAGGUGUGUUUGCACCCACCCUUUUCUCAAAGACCUUUGGUAACCUGGUGUGUGAAAGCUGCUCCAGUACUCCUGGUAAUGGCACCGUACCAUUCACCUGCAAGGACUGCCACUAUGAAACGACUACAGCUGACCCACAUUUAAUUCUGUCCCAUAUUGAGCCUCUGGUGUACACCAUUUCCGUCCUGCUGCCUGCUUCCUAUCUGAUCGGGCUCAUCUUCACACUCAAGACCCAUGCACACAUUUAUGAUAUCCAUGUCAGCGACAGUCAUGGGGGACAAGCACACGGUCAUCCUGUUGUCCACUGGUCCAGAUGGAGGGCUCUCGCAGUGCUGAUUUUUGCCACAGUGCUCAUGGCCAGCUGCGCGGAUCUUUGCACUGUCAACAUCGAGCCCAUCCUGAGUCAUUCCUCCAUCUCCCAGUACUUCAUCGGCGUCUCCGUAUUGGCAAUGGUGCCGGAGCUUCCUGAGAUUGUCAAUGGGAUCCAGUUUGCACUGCAAAACAAUAUCAGCUUGAGGUUUUUUGUUUGUUUGUUUUUGUCAUGUCUUGAAGUAGGCAAUUGCAUUGCUGUGCAGGUUUGCAUGAUACAGAUUCCACUUCUUGUCCUGUUUAAUGCUUUCUAUGAUGUGGGAUUUAUGCUUGUGUUCAGUGACAUUCAUCUUUGGGCCAGCAUCUUCAGCGUCAUUCUGGUGAACUACAUCUUCAUGGAUGGGAAAUGUGACUACUUUCAGGGUACAGCCCUAGUGGUGGUAUACUUCAUCAUUUUGGCCGUUUACUUCUUCGCUCCUUCUCCACGCUCAUGUUAAUCUGCAAAGAAAAGAAUGCAUCUGUUCAGUUUUAUGCCAAAAGAUCACCGUUUUUUUAUUUUCACUGGAUUUGGUUUCAGAGGCACAAAAACUGGGAAAUGGUCAGAGUAUUUAAAUCGUCUUUUCUGACCUACAAUUGAUACUGUACAGUUUGUUUUCUGAAACAUUUUUCUAGUGCUUUUGAAUCUUGGCUAUUGAUGUAAACUGUUGGAAUGUGAUUAAAUAAAAUGUAAUAAAUUCCUGAACAAAAUGUUAAGACAUUUCUAUUUUUGCACUGUAACACAUUUAGUGAAACUUUUCAUUGAUGAAAAAUGAUGUGGCUUUAACAAAUACUACAAAAUAUUGCAGUCAUCUAGAAGUAUUUUCAAAUGUGGGAACAAAACAAAAAAAAACAGUAAGUUGGUUGUGUCUACAUCCGGAGUCUCUAAAACUGAGAGAAACAAAGCUGAACAAGUACCCAAACUUGUCCACCUUCAUGUUACUUUUAAAUGUAUUUUCUUGCACACAUCUUAAGGAGAACGAUAAAUGUAAAGGGUGCUACUUGUGCUAAUUAGUCAUGUGGGCAAGACUAUAUUUGGACAAUACUUUUAUUGACAAUGUUCAUAAAAUCAGACUGUACAACUUUUUUUUUUUUUAAUAGGAAACCUGUAAAGCAUAUUUUAAAAGUAAAGAUUUUUUUUUCUUUUUUGAAAAGCAGGUACAGGCAUCAUGCAUUAAAAUCUGGGAAGGCAGUGCAGAAGUUUCAAAUAAGAUUAGUCAUGUAGGGGUCAAACCAAAGAUCUCAAAGUGAAACAAUAUUUGGCGUCUUUUAAAUAAACAUUAAGUGUCAAGAAUUCUUUUAGGGCAACAUGCUGCAGUCAAUUACGAGUUACUGACCUGUUUAUUACAGGGGAAAGAACAUGCCUUUUAAAAUGAGCACUUGUAUGCACUGACUGGAAUAUUUGAAGGGAUUAAACAUGCAUCUUAGAAAAAGGCACUGCAGGAUAAACGACUGUGCUACUGAAGCAGCUCUCAGUGCAAAGCCAUCUUCUUCAACAGAAGGUAAAAAGCAUCAUCAAACGAAUAGCUUAAGAUUCAAACAGCACCCAAUUCACAGUGAGGCGUAGUUUCACAAAUAAAGCUAAGAAUCGACACAAUCAGGGAAAUAACUCAAAUAUUCUCCUUCUUUUUAUGUUUAAGCCAUAAAGUAACAGGAAAAAAGGAACAGAGACAAAAAUCUAGUUGCAAAUGUUCUUGUCAUGGCAAUGAACACCCAAGUGUCUGCACAAGUUUUAGGUAAUUUGACCACAAAUGAUCUAAAACAUUUUAUAACAUUUCCGAGGCGAGAUAAAAGCUUUGUUCGUCCGUCCGUGCAAAUUUGCAAGAUAACUAGACUGCUGAAAUUUGCACGACUAUUACUUCAUCUGACAACCUAGAGCGGAGAAGAUCCCCUCAGGGGAAAGGACAAUAAGAACUGUAUGGUGUCAGUGUAACUGUGAAAAAUUGGCAAACCAAUGUGUCACCCUCUUUAGGCUGAAAUAACUAGCCACAGAUUAAUAAAGGAUCUAUUAAAUAAGAAAAUUACCAACAAGAACAUCAGAGGAGGGGAAAUGUGCAAAGAGCAAUAUCAGUUCAUGAUGGGGGGAAAAAAAAUAAAAAUUCCAGCAAAAAGUGAUCAAGUCCUUGAAAUAAAUAUACAUCCAUUAUUCCCUUCACUCUGAAUUUAUAAAAUAUCUGGAGGAUUUGCAGAAGUGAGAGUAAAUAGUAUCUGACUUUUCACAUGGCAAAAUAUAGUUUUUGUAUUGUUUUUUGUUUUUUUUUUUACAACUUGUCAGUUUGUUGGAAGAGGACAUCCACAAUUUAACGCUCUACAGAUGCAGUGAUGGCACAGGGAAUAGAAUAUAAUCCAUAAAACAUUCCAAAAAUAUUGACGCUCAUCCUCGUAUCUACAAAAAACAGGCAAAAAAAA